Messenger RNA from Sceloporus undulatus (fence lizard), 1452 nucleotides. It is a transcript of the gene NUBP2, whose product is annotated as nucleotide binding protein 2. The record is from RefSeq and is a predicted model, not a curated record. Lineage: Eukaryota; Metazoa; Chordata; Lepidosauria; Squamata; Phrynosomatidae. Bases 118 to 930 code for a protein of 270 amino acids. Gene Ontology annotation, biological process: iron-sulfur cluster assembly. The transcript is spliced from 7 exons. Gene Ontology annotation, cellular component: cytosol. Gene Ontology annotation, molecular function: 4 iron, 4 sulfur cluster binding; ATP-dependent FeS chaperone activity; ATP binding.
GGCAUUCUCUUUGGGCCAGGAUAUUGUCAAUCAUUGGUGGGAGGCGGGACUGACAGCCCCUGUUGCCUGGUCAGUGUUUGUGUCACUCAAGGCGACAAGGAAGGAAGGAGCGUCAUCAUGGAGAAGGCGACAGAAGAGAGAGGCAACCUGGCUGGCGUUCAGCACAUUGUUCUGGUGCUCUCAGGAAAAGGGGGAGUGGGGAAGAGCACCAUUUCCACACAGCUGGCGUUGGCUCUGCGUGGGGCUGGGAAAAAGGUUGGGAUCCUGGAUGUGGACCUCUGUGGCCCCAGCACCCCUCACAUGCUCAAUGCGCAGGACCAAGAGGUUCACCAGUGCGACGGCGGCUGGGUGCCAGUCUUCAUUGACCAGGACAAAAGCAUUGCCCUCAUGUCAAUUGGCUUCCUUCUGGAGAAGCAAGAUGAUGCUGUCGUAUGGAGAGGACCAAAGAAAAAUGCUUUGAUCAAGCAGUUCGUCACUGAUGUCACCUGGGGAGAACUCGACUUCUUGGUUGUAGAUACACCCCCCGGAACGUCUGAUGAGCACAUAUCCGCAGUAGAGGCUCUUCGGCCUUAUAAGCCUUUAGGGGCAAUUCUGGUUACAACACCACAGGCAGUGUCUGUGGGAGAUGUGAGACGAGAACUGACAUUCUGCAAGAAGACAGGAUUGCGGGUCCUUGGGAUUGUGGAGAAUAUGAGUGGCUUUGUCUGCCCACAUUGUUCGGAAUGCACAAAUCUCUUUUCCAAAGGAGGUGGACAAGAACUGGCUGAUCAUGCUGGGGUGCCAUUCCUUGGUUGUGUGCCCUUGGACCCGCAGCUCAGCCAGAGUUUGGAAGCAGGCAGAGACUUCCUCCAAGAAUUUCCUAAGAGUUUGGCCUUCCCUGCGCUUGCCAGUAUCGCCCAACAUAUUUUGACUGCAGCAUCCAGCUCCUGAAGUGAGAAACGAGGCAGGAAUCUACUCCCACAAUGCCUCCUUUGGGCAUGAAGGAACUCAACAAAGCAAGAGAAGCAGUGAAUUUGGAAGAGGCUUGAUUUGAUCCAAGCAGCUUGCCUGCAGCUCUGUUUCCCUUCUGGAUGAGUGGCUGUAAUGUCUGCACAGACCAUUCUUUAGAUCAUUUUGAACUUUGCAUUUAGCAUUUCAGCUGGCAGUAACAGUAUAGUCAGUUCCUGUUUUGGUCCAACAGGCUAGAAACUCAUUCAUAAUUCAUAAUCACACAGAGCUGGGUAUUACUAGUGGGACUGUGAGACAUUUGGUACUCUUGCUCUUGCCCUCUCUCCACCACCUUGACAUUUAUUAUUAUUAUUAUUAACUUUUAUUGAAGCCUUAUGUGUUCAGUUGUUAUCCUAACAAAAACCUUACUCAUUUGUGUCACAUGGAAAUUGGUGCUCUGGAGAAUUAAUUAUGACUCAGGGAAUUUUAGGUACCCAACAUCUAUUAAACAGGAUUUUGUUGCUA